This is a messenger RNA of Ricinus communis (castor bean), 1761 nucleotides long. RefSeq names its product trihelix transcription factor ASIL2. The record is from RefSeq and is a predicted model, not a curated record. Gene Ontology annotation, molecular function: transcription cis-regulatory region binding. Gene Ontology annotation, cellular component: nucleus. The coding region runs from base 430 to 1515 and encodes 361 amino acids. Lineage: Eukaryota; Viridiplantae; Streptophyta; Magnoliopsida; Malpighiales; Euphorbiaceae. The transcript has 2 exons.
UUUUACUUUUCUGCAAUUUAGCACAUUUUUACCACGACAAGGGUAAUUUAGGAAACACAGAGCACCGGCAACCGGCAGGCAGCUCACCAAAGGCAAUUCCCAUAAACACCAUGUCGUUUUCCGUUAAUUCUUAUCUCCAAACAAACUUCAACAUUCACCUCAACAACUACCAAGCCGGCAACAACGCUCACCAUCACGCCGGUGACGGAAAUUCCAACCACAGCCAAUCAAUUCCUCUCCACGUGUCCUUCUUCUAUACCCCCACCUUCUCCUUCUCCGUCAAUCCCCACUUUUCCCCGUCAACCUUUUUUUUUCUUUCACUUUCUUUUAUAUAUAUAAACGCACUUCUUUUUUCUUUUGUUUUCUCUCUAAAAGGAAAAGAAAAAUUAAUCAGAUCUGAGCCGUUGAUUUAUUUUUGUGCGUUGAAUAAUGGACGAUGAUGAUGAUAUGGAGAUCCAGUCACAGUCGCAGACGUCGCCGUCUCCGUCAAACGGAAGAAUCACCGUGACAGUAGCGGCCGCAGCCGUGGCGGAGCCGCAGCAGCAACAGCAGCAGAAGAACAAUCUGGCGGUGAUUCCGUUUCAGAUCCAGCAACAACCACCGAAGAGCAACGGCGGAGGAAGGGAGGAUUGUUGGAGCGAAGGAGCGACAGGGGUGUUGAUAGAUGCGUGGGGAGAGAGAUAUUUAGAGCUGAGUAGAGGCAAUUUGAAGCAGAAACAUUGGAAAGAAGUUGCGGAUAUUGUGAGCAGUAGAGAAGAUUAUACCAAAUCAGCGAAAACUGAUAUUCAGUGCAAGAAUCGGAUUGAUACCGUUAAGAAAAAGUAUAAGCUUGAGAAAGCUAAGAUUGCUGCUGGUGCUGGCCCUAGUAAAUGGCCCUUUUUCCAACGCUUGGAUCAAUUAAUUGGCCCGGUUGCUAAAAGUACUAAUGCCAGUAAUAUACCUGUAGGUAUUCCAGUUAACUCCAAUGUAUAUCGGAAGGUACAAUUGAAGAGCAAUAAUGUGAAAGGAGGACAGUUUCGAAAGCGUGGUCAUCAGGUGGAGACGGAGGAGGAGGAGGAUUCUGAAGAAGAGGAAUUUGAAGAUUCUGAUGAUAGCCUUCCACCACCGGAGAAAAAGGCAAAAAGGGUUGUUGUUGUGAAGGAAAAGAAAGGGUGGGGAAAUUCGAUUCGGAUGUUGACACAAGCUAUGCUCAAGUUUGGGGAAGUGUAUGAGCAGGCUGAGAGUGCCAAGUUGCAGCAAGUGGUGGAGAUGGAGAAGGCUAGAAUGAAGUUUGCUAAAGACUUGGAAUUGCAGAGGAUGCAAUUCUUUAUCAAAACCCAGAUGGAGAUUUCACAGUUGAAGCCAUGUACAAGAGGAGCAAAUGGUAGUAAUCAGCAUCAUCACAGUGGUGUUGCCAAUUCUUUGCUCAAUCCAUUGACUCUGUUAUCUGAUUCCUUGACAUUUGGGAAUGCCCUGAAAUUUGAGGAUUUGUUUAAUUCUGGUCUGCUGCAGCUAAGCCCAUUGGUCCUUCCAUAAUGGCAUACAAGUUCUUGUUCCAGCUACCAACGCAUCCAUUAUAAGAGAUUGGCAUACAGGAGUAAUCUCAGUUGCUCUUUAUCUUCCAUUGGUGUGCAAGUGAGAAUUGCCAGUAGCAACUUGCUAAGAAUGGGUUACUGCCCAACAUGGUUACUUGAUCUAUUGGGAUUGAGCUUUUUAAAUUAUGAGUACUACUGUUAGUAUAAGACUCUUUGAGUAAAGUGUACGGUAAACCAUUUUCUAUGA